CUCUUAUGUACGAGCUGUUUGUUCAGACUUAUAAAUGACAUAUUAUCUUCCUGUUGUUCAUGGGAUUAGUGUAGUUUAUUGUGCAGUCUUUACUAGGGGUUAAUAAGCAAAGAAAACGGAUAUGCGCUCUCUGGACUCACUUCAUUGAUGGUCGUGAGCUUCCAUCACAGGCCUUUACUGUCUGACUACCGGAGCGAGUUCCUCUUAUGAAAAUGAUCCGGUGAAAUGUAGCUUCGGAUUACGGAGGGUUUCUCAGCUUUAACGUCUUGUCCUUUAACAACAAAAUGAAGAUUUGGAGCACGGAACAUGUUUUCAGUUACCCAUGGGAGACAGUGAUAAAGGCUGCCAUGAGAAAGUACCCAAACCCCAUGAACCCUAACGUGGUUGGGGUGGACGUGCUGGACCGCAGUCUGGAUACAGAGGGGCGCCUGCACAGCCACAGACUCCUCAGCACAGAGUGGGGCCUCCCUGCCAUUGUACGAGCGAUACUGGGAACCAACCACACGCAGACGUACGUGAAGGAACACUCCAUCGUGGACCCAGACGAGAAAAAGAUGGAGCUCUGUUCAACAAAUAUUACUCUCACCAACCUGAUUUCAGUGGAUGAGAGGCUUCUUUACAGACCACAUCCAGACAACCCAGAGGUUACCGUCCUGACCCAGGAGGCCAUCAUCACAGUCAAGGGAGUGAGUCUAAGCAGUUACCUGGAGGGGAUGAUGGCGAGGAGAAUGUCAGCCAACGCCAGGAAGGUCUGCAGCUCUACAUUGAGGACUACUUUCCCCGCCACACCUCAUAAACAGAGGGGAUUCUCAGCAUCUCGGGAUCCUCUGCAGCUGGUACUUAAACCUUCAUGCACUGGAAGCUCAGACAAAUGCUGCCAAAGCCCAAAGGUUAUAGAGCUGGAUUUUAAGGGUUGUGGGUCCAAGUCUAAUAGGUGUGGCUCAAUAUGAACUCAAUAACCCAUUAACAGCUACUCUAACCAAGGCAAGUGAAGUGAACAGGACAGUUUCCAUCCAUGCUUUAAACACAAGGUUUAAAAUUCAAGGGUGCUGCUGUCAACAUCACGAGCCUACCAGACUCUACUGGUUUGAAGAUAAUGUUACUACCACACAUUUCCUUUGCUCUCAUGUCAUAUCUUAGCAUACUGUGGAAGAGAUGCAGAGGAGGGAUGCAGGAGAUACACGCACACAAUAUUUUAGGAAAAAAAAGGUAUGGUACAAUAUGCAACAAACUUUUAUUCAAACUGAUGUAAUUCUUCUGUAAAGUCAAACACUGGCGACUCCUACAGCAGGAGUUGGAACAUUUUUACUGGUGCUCAUUAUGUUCUCAAGAGGCACAAACUGUAGAUGAUAUGUUUGCAUGAUAGUAGUUUUAAAAAAAAGGGCGAUACUAGAAAAGAAAAAUGUGUAGUAGCUGGGUUGCUGGCUAUAAAUGUGCAAAUGCAGCUUUCAAUAGAAAAAAAGAUGGGAAUGUACCAUUAACAUUGCCUUCUUUUUCUGCUGUCAAGGCAACAACACAGUGGCACCUAUUUGAUGUAAAAAAAAUAAAAAUAAAAAGGCAAUAUUCAUUUAAACCAGCAGAUUUAUUGCUGGUUUGAUGAGGAAGAUGGCAUGUUAAGCUCUAGUGAUCAGAAUUGUUCAAAGACUGAUUGACGAUAUGGCCUUAAAAUGAUGCCUGUGUGUUGUUGCUUUGGUAGCAGAAUCAUUCAUGCCUUUGCCCAUCAUACACAUGAUGCUUCCAAACUUCUCUGUAAAAAGCUACCUAUACACCCUGAGGAGCAGGGCAGUACUGUAUGUGCAAUGCUGCAGUGGGAAACGCACACAAAGAUUUAUGUGCUAAAACAGAUUUCUGAGUAAAAAUGAAUAAUAUUUAACUAAUAUUUGUAUAAAUAUUAUUUAUUUAAAACAUAUUGUA
Messenger RNA from Plectropomus leopardus (leopard coralgrouper), 1914 nucleotides. RefSeq names its product PRELI domain containing 3A (gene prelid3a). The record is from RefSeq and is a predicted model, not a curated record. Gene Ontology annotation, cellular component: mitochondrial intermembrane space. NCBI's taxonomy places the organism in Eukaryota, Metazoa, Chordata, Actinopteri, Perciformes, Serranidae.